Molecule: messenger RNA, 1260 nt
Organism: Ipomoea nil (Japanese morning glory)
Lineage: Eukaryota; Viridiplantae; Streptophyta; Magnoliopsida; Solanales; Convolvulaceae
Exons: 1
Coding region: 1-1260 (419 amino acids)
Biological process (GO): DNA integration
Molecular function (GO): nucleic acid binding; RNA-DNA hybrid ribonuclease activity
Source: RefSeq, a predicted model, not a curated record
AUGCUGACUCAGUAUGAAAUCGAGUACCGACCGAGACCAGCUAUAAAGGGUCAAGCUCUGGUAGAUUUCUUGGUCGAGUGUACCGUUCGGGAGACACGACCCUCGGUGGUCGAGGAUCCUGAGGCGGCAUGGUGGUCGUUGGCCACCGAUGGAUCGAGCAGCAAGAAAGGAGCAUGUGGGGGAGUCGUAAUUACAAGCCUGAAGGGUUUCAAAGUCUACUAUGCAUUGAUGUACCAGUUCCACCCAACCAACAAUGAAGCCGAGUAUGAGGCCUUUGUCAAUGGCCUACAGUGCGCUCGAGAUUUGGGGGCUGAAUACAUCCGGGCUCAGACUGACUCUGCACUAGUGGUCGGACAGGUCUUGGGCGACUACGAAGUCAACGGAGAGCGGUUACAAGCAUACCGAGAUCUCGCCAUGGAGAAGCUGACCAUGUUUCGGGGGUACACCGUUCAUCAUGUUCUCCGACUAGACAAUGCUGAUGCUGACAUCUUAUCUAAGUUGGCACAAGAUGCCCCGGAACACAUGUCCAAGAUAGCUCGGAUCCUGAUGAUCCCGAGGCAUAGCAUACACCGAUUGCAGGUCGCACCUAUCCAGCCGGCCGAGGAAACUUGGAUUUUGGAUUUAAUGGAAUAUCUCCAGCAUGGUCGGUUACCAGACGACCCUCAGCGCGCCCGGAAGGCCAAGUUAAGAGCACCAAGGUUUCAAGUUCAGGAAGGCCGAUUGUAUAGGCGGUCGUAUGGAGGUCCAUUGAUGCGUUGUUUGACUUCAAUCGAAGCGGACCUUGUGAUGAAGGAAUUGCACUCGGGCAUUUGCUCGACGUAUCAAGGAGGUCGGUCACUCGCUCACCGCAUUAUGGUGAUCGGGUACUAUUGGCCAUCUAUUCAGCUUGAUUGUGAAAAGCUUGCAAGAGAGUGCGAGACAUGCCAGUUAUAUGCUCGAAUGCCUGGACGACCGGCCACGUUCUAUCAGCCGGUCAUGACCGCAAUUCCUUUUGCUCGUUGGGGGGUAGACAUUUUGGGACCUUUCCCACAGUUAGCCGGUCGGAGGCGUUUCGUCAUCGUGGCUAUCGAUUAUUUCUCCAAAUGGAUCGAGGCUGAACCCUUAGCCACGAUCACUUCACAACAAUGCGCCAGGUUUCUAUGGCGGAAUGUUAUCUCCCCGUUCGGUGUGCCCGUUCAUCUGAUCAGUGAUAACGGCCGGCAGUUCGUAAACCAGUAUUUCCAGAAUUUCUUAGCAACGAUCGGGACAACCUCAAUCUGA